UGGGACAAAUAUUCCAAAGAUACCCUCAGUUAAGUGCAGUUUAACUCCGCCAGUAGAACCUUCGGGGCUACUGCCGGUCCCAAGCCCGAGUAAAGGAGGAGGGUUGGCCAUGGGGUUGGCGACCCCAUUCCGUCGAAAUCUAACUUGCCAAAAGAACGCUAACCAGAAGUAAGUAAGUGCAGUUUAAAAUGAAUUCUUGCUAGAAUACAUGUAGUGUGUAUCAUGAAUUUUUAAGAUUCUGAUUGUUUUGCAUGGUUCGAUUUUUGUCAAACGACCCAUGUUGCCUGCUUUCAACCAAUAAGGUGUGUUGAACACAUAUAUAGGAAGUAGGUUUGUUAUACAAUUGAUCUUGUUGAAAUGCACCUAAUCAAUUUGAGUGCUUCUAAAAUGCUAACCAAAUAACUAUGGAUGUAUGUAGAAAUAAAAUGACCAAGUACAACAUCAUUAAUGGUUGGUUUUGAUCUAUGGCGAAUAAUUUAGUAUAGAGGGUUUCACUGAAAAUUAUCGUUCAACAAGAAGUCUGUCCAAUCAUUAAUGUCCCUCUUGUUGCAUGAGCGAUCAACUGAAUAGCAAAUAGAUUCUUAUCUGUUCAACACACCUCACUGGCCGAAAGCAAGCAACUUGGGUCGUUUGAGGAAAAUUGAUCACCAGGAAUCCAUUAGAAUUCGAGAAUGAUCCACAGAAUUCUGGUAGAGUCUAGUUUGCAGAAGUGUAUGGACAGACAUGUAACUUCGUUGGCUAGACAGUUCGAGAGAAAUCUAGAACGCUUAAGAAAUGACCUUCAACCACGAAUCAGAUUUGACUUUAACCAUUCUAACAUUUUGAUUGGUCGUUGCUGUCUGGGUCUUACUAUCGCACUCUCUAUCCCUCUGCUAUAUAAACGGGUUAGAUAGUUUAUCGAUUAGUCCACUCUAUUGUUCGGUUAUUGGGAUUUAUUGUUUGCAAGCCAUGUCUAAAAGCCAGCAACAUCACGCAGUUAGUAUUCCUGUGAAUCGUGAGCAGCGGUCAUUUGAGAGACAGAGACGUGACCUGUUAAAUAGUUUGGAACACGGUGGCGGUAUCAGUCGUGGAAACUGGGUCGCACCGUACACGGAAGAUUGGCCGAGCUCAGUGGAUCACUGGGUUGAUUCCUCGUGGAGAAGAUGGGAGGAAAACAUUCGACGUUUGAGACGAGGAAUGUUUGCGCUGUUGCCGGUUGACCAUUUCGCUGAUGGAAUUUUUCAAAAUCCAUUUGCUCUAAUGAAUCAGAUGGAUCUUCAAAUCCAGGAUAUGCGAGACAGGAUGGGCUCCUUGGAUAUGCCGUCGACUGGUUCAGUGAGUGACUUCUUGAAGGACGCCUAUGAAGUAGGUGAGGAUGGCAAGGUACAUUUCAAGGUGCGAUUCGAUGCACAAGGUUUCAAUCCUGAGGACAUCCAUGUGACGUCGAGUGACAACCGUGUGACGGUGCAUGCAAAGAAGGAGACAAAGACUGACGGUGGGAAGUGUAGUCGAGAGUUCUGUCGUAUGGUGCAGCUGCCGAAAAGCAUUGAAGAUAGUCAGUUGAAAUGUCGUCUGACAGAUGACGGUGUUUUGAUGUUGGAGGCUCCAGUGAAGGUUGAUCAGCACCAGUCACUGACGCUGAACGAGUCUGGCCAGGUGGGUGUUCGGCCGAAAUCGGACCAUCAGAUUAAGGCAGUUCCUGCAUCUCAAGCUCUUGCUGUGAAAGGUACUCACGGGCUGUCGUUUGUGGAUGAUGGUUCAGGUGGCAAACGAUUGCAUGUUGAGGUUCCAGUGGACCCUGUGUACAAGCCUGAGGACUUGUGUGUGAAUGUUGAUUCGAAUCGUGUUGUAGUUAGUGGACGUCAUCAUAAACAGAAGGUUGGUCAUUCUGGGAAGUCGAGUUCAUUUGCGGAGUUCAGUCAGUCGUAUGCGAUUCCGGAGACAGUGGACCCGUUAUCUGUUACUGCCCAGGUAGUUGGCAAUACAUUGGUACUGGAGGCGCCAUUGGCGAAGCAGCAUGCAAUAACUCACUAGAAGUAAAAUAAGACGGACUUGGUGUCCGAUGAUAAUGAUGCUGACAAUUUUGAUAACGUAAAUUUUGCUUACAUGUGUGUUUUAAUUAUCAAAUUAAAUAAAGUUUGCUUACUUGUUUCAUG
Molecule: messenger RNA, 2135 nt
Organism: Schistosoma turkestanicum
Lineage: Eukaryota; Metazoa; Platyhelminthes; Trematoda; Strigeidida; Schistosomatidae
Source: the annotation of a GenBank genome assembly